AUGUGCUCUAUCACAGUAGGUCUCCAAAAAACAGGGGCCGGUUUGACCUGCUACCUACUCUUACUCACGAGUAGCGUCGCGGCCGAGACUAGUACCCCGCCGAUUCCGCAGAGCGAGACACAGCCUUUGUGGCUAAUCGAAGCAGCCAACACGCUUCCCCAUCCACGCCAGGUUGCGUGGCAAGACUUGGGCUUAACUUGCUUCGUCCACUUCGGAGUGAAUACAUACACCGAUCGUGAGUGGGGCACUGGCCUCGAGGAUCCUACACUAUUCAAUCCAUCGCAGCUCGACUGUGAACAGUGGGUUCUCGCCGGCAAGAGAGCCGGGAUGAGGAUGAUGAUGCUCACCUGCAAGCACCACGACGGUUUUUGUCUAUGGCAGACGCGCUACACGACUCACUCGGUUAAGAGCUCCCCUUGGCGGAAUGGCGAAGGCGAUGUUCUGCGAGAACUUGCAGCGGCAUGCGCCAAGCACGGGGUCAAGGUUGGCAUCUACCUUUCGCCUGCAGACCUGUAUCAGAUCGAGAGCGAACGGGGUCUGUACGGUAACCUCUCGAAGAAGGUAACGCGUACGAUUCCUGAAGCAGCCGCUGGUCGGCCAUUCGCAGAGCAUCAUCGGGAAUUCACCUUUGACGGGAUUGACGACUACAACGCCUACAUGCUCAACCAACUGUACGAGGUACUCACCGAGUACGGCCCGAUACACGAAGUGUGGUUUGAUGGCGCCCAUCCAAAGAGAAAGGGCGGUCAAACCUAUAACUACGACGCGUGGUACAGCUUGAUCCGCAAGCUGGCCCCAGAUGCUGUGAUUGCCAUCAAGGGGCCCGAUGUGCGUUGGGUCGGUAAUGAAGGCGGUAAAGGCCGAGAGAACGAAUUCAGCGUCUUGCCUGCUGCCUCCAAAGCUGGCGAACAAUGGCGUGAACCAACGGAACGAGAUCUGGGGAGCCGCGUGGUUCUUGAGGAUGCGUGGAGGGCGGGAGCAAAGUACCACUGGUGGCCCGCCGAAGUGGAUACUUCGAUUCGCGGAGGGUGGUUCUACCACGCGCGCGAAGACGGCCAUGUCAACGGAUCGCUGGAACGCCUGCUCGCCUGCUAUUUCAACGGGCCUGGAAACAACGGAGUGCUCCUGUUGAAUGUGCCUCCCGACAGGCGGGGUCUCUUUCAUGAGUCAGAUGUUACUUCAUUGCGAAAGUUCGGCGACUAUCUGAGGAAGAUGUUCGAUGAGGACGUAGCAUCUGGCGCCAAGGUACGCGUUAGCUCUAGCGAGUCUGGACACGGUCCCGAGUACUUGGUGGAUGAUGAUCCAGACACCUACUGGCAGCUCUCUGCAGGAGACAACCGUGGUUGGAUUCAAUUGGACCUCGGCGCACAAGAAACGUUUGACCUCGUGGACUUGCAAGAACACACUCUCAGCAGUGGCCAACGCAUCGAAGCGAUUCGUGUUGAAGCGUUAGUCGGCAAGAAGUGGCAGAUUGUCGGGCAAGGCGGGACGGUCGGUCACCGACGACUAUUGAAGACCAAGAAGGUGACCGCCAGGCAGCCGAUCAUCCGUCGUGAUCGAGACGGAUUGGUGACGAUCGAGGGGCCUGCUAACGCUGCAAUUCACUACACAGUAGACGGGACUGUUCCCUCUAGUAGGAGCAAGCGGUUCGAACGGCCCUUUCGCUUCACGGUCAAAGGCGUGUUGACUGCCGUGGCCAUAGACGAAGCCGACGCCAGCAAUGUCUCAGAUGUGGCCGUGGUGCGGUGCGACAUCCCACCAACUCUGUGGUCUGUUCACCGAGUCAGUUCCGAGCAAGCUGACGCCGGCGAACAAGCCUCUAACGCUAUCGAUGGCGAUCCAGCGACCAUCUGGCAUAGCCGCUGGCGUCCGGAUAGGCCAAAGAGCCCCCAAUCCAUCACAAUUGACUUUGGAGAACCACUCACUCUGGCAGGCUUCAGCUAUCUCCCCCGACCGGAGUCGCACAAGGCGGGGUGCAUCCUAGAGUAUUCAAUUGAGGUCAGCUCGGAUGGCGAGAUGUGGGAACAAGCGUCCUCGGGAGAGUUUGACAACAUGACUAAUAAUCCAGGGUACCGGGAGGUCUUGUUCGACCAGCGAUAUACCGGUCGCUACAUGCGGCUCACUGCAGGCAGAUCCAUUCGGGGGAACCCUGAAGCCUCGGCAGCCGAGAUCGGAGUGAUUACUCAGUGA
Molecule: messenger RNA, 2190 nt
Organism: Symbiodinium pilosum
Lineage: Eukaryota; Dinophyceae; Suessiales; Symbiodiniaceae
Source: the annotation of a GenBank genome assembly